UAGCCUAGAGUCUAGACGAGAACUUAGACGUCGCUUAUUUAGUUGUUGUGAUUUACGUUCACCAAGAUGGAAAACAUGAAAUUCGUUCUUUUAUUGGUGACCUUGAUGACAUUGAUGGUUCUGGCUCGCUGUGGCCCUUGGUGUGGAAGUGGAGAGUUCAAGGCCGCUCACAGGUGCGAGCCGUGUAGGAACGGAACCUACCAGGACGAAGUGAGGCACCAGGAAAAGGAAUGCAAGCCAUGUCAAGACGCUGACGUCACAAAGGGUGAGCAGAUCAGCCAGGCAUGCACGUCGAGGUCAAGGUCAGUCCUCGGCUGUAAGGCGGGCUACUACAUCAAAGGUCGAGGUGACCUGGGGACGGUGACCUGUCGCAGGUGUACCCAGUGCAGGAGCCUGUACGUGGCCCGACACUGUGGUGGACAGUCUGACACCAUCUGCUGUCCCAGACCUGGCAUGAAGGCCUUUAAGGUUGAGAAUGACGUCAUCCAGUGUUUCCGAGAAGAGCCAACAAAGAGGAUCACGUUUACAAAGUCAGUCGUUUGUGAAGACAACGAGGUGACACUGAGACUGAAAUGUCAGGCCAGAGGAUUCCCCCGGAGGAUCCAGCUAGUGCAGCCAGAGUCUGGGAGAGUCUAUGACGAUUGGCACAACACGAAACGGAGACUCAGGGAAAACGUGACGCUUUAUAAUUACGACUUUCCGAACCUCGGAAAAAACGAGAUUUUUGCCUGUAUCGUCAUGUUCAAAGAUGGAAGUAAUCGGAUGAAGACGAUGAGAUUUAAAGAUACUUGUACUGGUUGAUAUAAUAAUCAACAUUCGUACUUUCUAUAAUAGUCGCUAGAAUUAAGAACUAUCGAUGUGUCUCCCAUUAAUUAAUGCAUUUUGUAUUUACACAGUACAUAUAUUUGCACUUUUUUUUGCUUUAUUUCCACUAGAUUAAAAGGGUUUUUGUAUUAAGAAGUGUAGCUAUUUCAGCUUGUAUGCUCUGGAGGUCAGAAGCUAGAGGUGCUGUACUUCAUAAGGUCAUAUGUCAUCUGCCAGUCCUGUACCACAAUGAGGCUGUCCUCCAUGAAAGCACUCAACAGCUCUGUGGGCAGCUUGUACACGUGUCUCUCGUCAACCAGGACGACAACCCGCGCAGGGUUGGCUGGUGUCUGAGCGUAGACGGCAGCCCUGAAGGUAAACAUCAUCCAAUCGUCAUGCAGGAACUGCGGGUUGUACACCAGCAAGAUUCGCCAGCUGGAGUUGAUGGCCUCAACUAUCCCGCGCGCGGUGUCUAGACAGGGCAAAAGGUCACGGUCACGUAGGAAUGACGUCAUGUGCAGCUUGUCUUCUAUAAAUUCUCGCAGCGGAUGGCAGGCAAAUCUGUAAUCUCUGUCAGCGUAUUCAGC
Physella acuta is the source of this 1391-nucleotide messenger RNA. RefSeq lists its product as uncharacterized. Gene Ontology annotation, molecular function: protein binding. Lineage: Eukaryota; Metazoa; Mollusca; Gastropoda; Physidae. The record is from RefSeq and is a predicted model, not a curated record.